AUGAUCAUACGUCGAAGACGCAAUCGUAUUGAGAGUUUGAAAAAUAAUGCGGGUGUUUGGAUCUCUGCUAUAGAGGAAUUGGAGGAUCUUGCAAUCGCAUAUUAUCAGAGACUCUACUCCUUGGUGGAUGUGGAUGUGGUUGUAGAGAGUUUGCCACAGGUGGGGUUCCCUUCUCUUACAGUCAUGGAGAAAAAUUCUUUGGCCAGACCUUACACAGAAGCGGAGGUGGAAUCAGCGGUGAAGGGUAUGGGGAAGUUUAAGGCACCGAGUCCUGAUGGUUACCAACCAGUGUUUUACCAGGAGUGUUGGGAUAUUGUAGGUAUGUCUGUCACACACUUUGUGUUGGAGUUUUUUGCGACUAAUACUCUGCCGGAAGGGACGAAUGAUGCGUUGGAUCCUACGAUUGAAACGGGCAAUGACCACUCUUAUAGGCCCUGCUCAGUUGAGCUUCAUUCCGGGAGACUGAGUACUGAUAACAUAUUAGUUGUUCAAGAGGCGGUUCACUCGAUGAGACGGAAGAAAGGGCAUAAAGGAUGGAUGUUUACCAGAGAAUUAGAGGAGUUGGAUAAUGUCAUGUGUUACGAGUCCGUCUUUGACACUAUUAUGGAAUGGUUGUGCCAUCUGAUUGAGUUUUCUACUACUGCAAAGGAGUGGAAACCAAUAUGUUUAUCUCGUAAUGGACCGAAGCUCUCUCAUAUCUGCUUCGCAAAUGAUAUCAUCUUGUUUGUAGAGGCGUCAGUGGCCCAAAUCAGAGUAAUACGGCGAGUGUUAGAACGGUUUUGUGUUGCAUCGGGUCAAAAAGUGAGCCUGGAGAAGUCAAAGAUCUUUUACUCGGAGAAUGUUAGCCGAGACCUUGCUCAACAAAUCAGUACUGAGAGUGGGAUUAAAGCCACACGGGAGUUGGGAAAAUAUAUGGGGAUGCAUGUUCUUCAUAAACGUAUCAACAAGGAUACUUUUGGGGAGGUUCUUGAGAGAGUAGCAUCACGACUCUCAGGCUGGAGAGGUCGAUUCCUUAGUUUGGCAGGUCGGGUGACUUUAACUAAGGCUGUUUUAUCGUUUAUCCCCGUUCAUACAAUGUCUACAAUCUUGUUGCCUCAAUCCGCUUUGGAGAAACUGGAUAGACUGUCAAGAUCGUUCCUAUGGGGUAGCACAACUGACAAACACAAACAGUACCUUUUGGCAUGGGAUUGUGUUUAUCUCCCAAAGUUAGCAGGUGGUCUGGGAAUUCGAUCUGCAAAACAGAUGAAUGUUGCAUUACUGGCAAAGGUGGGGUGGCAGUUACUACAUGACAAAGUAAGUAUCUGGGCGAGGGUUUUACGAAGUAAGUACAAGGUUGGAGAUAUACGAGAUGGGACCUGGCUGGUAGCAAAAAGUUCUUGGUCCUCUACCUGGAGGAGUGUGGGGAGAGGGUUAAGAGAAGGAGUGGCUCCAUGCAUCAGUUGGGUUCUUGGAGAUGGACGUAGUGUCAGGUUUUGGAAGGAAUGCUGGUUAACUAAUUCCCCUCUUUGUGAUUUAUUGGAAAGGGAGCAGCCUGCGGGAUACGAUAGUGUGACUGUCAGAGAUUUAUGGAAGUCUGAUUCGGGAUGA
Messenger RNA from Camelina sativa (false flax), 1587 nucleotides. Lineage: Eukaryota; Viridiplantae; Streptophyta; Magnoliopsida; Brassicales; Brassicaceae. The record is from RefSeq and is a predicted model, not a curated record.